Messenger RNA from Plasmodium vinckei vinckei, 1428 nucleotides. RefSeq names its product conserved Plasmodium membrane protein, unknown function. The transcript has a single exon. The record is from RefSeq and is a predicted model, not a curated record. Bases 1 to 1428 code for a protein of 475 amino acids. NCBI's taxonomy places the organism in Eukaryota, Apicomplexa, Aconoidasida, Haemosporida, Plasmodiidae.
AUGAGGAAAAUUAUAUCUAUCAAUUUUUAUGUGACUCUUAUAGCAUUAUACGCAUUUUACAAUAAUGCUUUAUGCCAAGUAGAAACAAAUGGAAAAAAGACAUCCCUAAGAAAUGGAAAUACUUUAGGUUGGUCUUCAUUGCACCAUGUAAUAAAUAAUAUAGACACACCGAAAAAUAUAAAUUCCGGUAAUUCUGAGCAUCAGGGAAAUAAACCCCAAGAAACGAAACAAUCUAAUGCUGAUGGAAAAAACUCCAAUGAUGUGAUUACCCCAACUGAUUUAUCACUGGUAAUAGAAAAUGGUAAACGAAAUGGAGAUAGCAAUUCACACACAGAAGAGAAAAAAAUAGAAAGCACAUCUAGAAAUAAUUUACCUAAUGGUUCACAAGAAGAUGCUAAGACAAUUAGUAGUCAGACGAAUAAUGCCCAGCCCACUGAUAACAAAAAAGAAGAUGCAGUUCCAACCGCUUCAAAAAAUAUAAAUGGCAAUACACUGGUUCAUCGGCAAGAAAAUAAUGCGAAUCCAUCUUCAAAAGUAGAAAGUGAAAGCGCAUUAACGAAGUUAGAAGAAGUCACGCCUGAAAAAAAAAGCGCAGAAAAAAAUAACGAACUAGAUGCAAAUGCUUCUAAGGUACCAGUAAAUACAGGGAAUGAAACUAACACAAACAAUAGCAUAGAUGGUGAACAAGCAAAUGACAAAGAAAUAACUAGUGAAAAUAUAUCAAAACCGGGUUCCCAGGAAAAAUUACCAAAUAUAGAAGUGAAUUCUGAGAUCAAUAAAAAUGAAGAUAAACCAACAAAUGCAGAUAUAAAUGCGCAAGAUAAGGCAGAAGGGGAGAAAAAAGACCCAUCGAAUAAUGGGAAUAAUAAUGGAGAACAACUUAUUCCAAAUGAACAAUUAGAAGGAACAAAUACACCAGACAACGCAAAGAACAAAGAAAGUGAAAACGAGAAAAAUGAUGCUAAUAAUCAAAAUCUAAAUGACAAAAAUAAUUUGGGAUUAGAGCGUGAUAUAGUAAAGAAUAUAUAUGAAUUUAUAAUAGCUGAACUUCCAAAAGAUAAUGUUUUUACAAAGAGUACCGAAGAGGCGGGUAAAAAUAUAAAUAAUAAUGAUAAAGAUUUAGUAAAAAAUGCGGAGAAAAAUGUUGAAAAUGAAAAAAAAGAAGUAAUAAAUGAACAGCCAAUAAAGAACCAAGGAGAAAUAAAUAAUAAAAAUGAACCUAAAACAGAAGGAAAGGAAACAUUCCCAUUUAAUAGUGCCAAUAUUCAUAAUUCAUUUAGUAAGAUUGUUGAUAAUAUUAACGCUGCACAAAAUGACGGUAAUACAUUAUUGAGUAAUAUAGUAAAUUUAUUUAGUAAUCCCGGUUUUAUUUCAAAUGAUGUAAAAAAUUUCGUAAAGGACGCAGUUUAUUUGUUUUCAGCUUUUUGA